AUGAUGAAGCUUCUUCGUUCAAGUUCAAAUCCAUGGCGUGGAUAUGCCAUUUCUCGGGUUUUUGGUGCACUAUUCUACUCCACUGAGGUGCUGCCCUCCUCCUCAUCACCCCCGUUUGAGCUUCUGCACAGUAGGAUUUGGCAGAUUCGAAACCCUAGGGAUUCCAUUCUGCCAGUGCUCCGUCAAUGGCGGGUAGAAGGGGGAGACGUGAAGCAGCCCGAGCUCCAAGGUUUCAUCAAGCGGCUCCGAGGGUAUCGUCGCUACUGCCAUGCUCUGCAGAUUUCAGAGUGGAUGAGCGAUGAAAUGAAGCAUGUUCUGCGUCCUGGAGACAUUGCGGUGCGGUUAGAUUUGACCUCAAAAGUCCAUGGGCUUGAAGAAGCCGAGAGGUAUUUUGAUAGCAUCCCAGAGUCAUUAAAAGUGGUUCCUGUGUAUGGUGCUCUGCUGUAUUGCUAUGCAAAGCAUAAUUGUUUGGAAAAGGCUGAGAGUGUUUUUGAAAAGAUGAAGGAGUUGGGUUUUUUGAAAGUACCAUUGUGUUAUAAAACCUUUAUUCUCAAAUGGGUAAACAUGGAAAGGUAG
This is a messenger RNA of Prunus armeniaca (apricot), 576 nucleotides long. Lineage: Eukaryota; Viridiplantae; Streptophyta; Magnoliopsida; Rosales; Rosaceae. The record is from the annotation of a GenBank genome assembly.